AGCAAACAAUUUCAAAGUAGCAGCAUAGUGUUUGGUACUUUUAGGUUAGAAUAGCUGUUUUCAUAAUUAAAAGUAUUUUGCUUUGAGGCGACGAUGUCGCGCGAUCGUCACGAGACAUUCGGAUGUUACACGCUGGCCGAUGAUCGAACGUAACUUUACCGGAUGGAAUUACUCGUCCCACAUGCGGAGGGGACUGUCGUGGAGUGACGGACUGUCGAAGAACAUUAUUCGUGACCUCCUCAUUAAAACGAUCCUGAUUAAAGUUAAAUCAUUGGUGAUCUUUUAUUUCAACGGUGCACGUGGAUCUGCUGAGAGAAAUGAUCUCAAACGAAGCAGCCGUGUCGCUCGGUGUUGCCCGAGAAGACAUCAACUGGCGGAAAGAUUUGAUUUCGCAAUUACGCGAGAGAAACAGAUCGCAAACCAAUUGUUUUGCAGAUCUCAUUAGCCUACACAAUAGAUUAUUUGAAAAUGCAAAUACAUUGCGAAAUUCGAAUAUGCAAUUGACAAUUGCAAAUGAGACUCUUCGUCGCGAAGCAGCCAAUGGUGGUAUUGGCAUGGGUGGAAAUCCCGAUCUCGAAGCUAGACUCUUAAAACAAGCGGAGGAAUUGGCAAUGUUGCAUAAAAGGAAAGGAGAACAUACGCAACAAAUAGUAGAUCUCAAUAACAAAUUGCAGGAAAUGACAAAAGAACUUCAUGGAAAGGAAACUAGUCUUGCAGAAAGUUUGGAAGCUAAUACUAACUUACGUUUAGAAAUAACUAAAUGCCUUGCUAGAGAGAAAGAUUUAGAAGGCAUUAAUCAGAUGCUCAAGGAUGAACACCAAGCCUUGCAACUUGCUUUUGCAUCUUUAGAAGAAAAGCUUAGAAAAACACAGGAAGAAAAUCGACAGCUGAUUGAGCGUUUAAUAAAAUAUAAAGCCAGAGAUGCGGAAAAAAUGAAUGAAGAAAAUGAUAACUUUUUAAGUUUUACCAGCCCAACAACCUUUUUGAUGCAUACCUUAUCAAAAUUUGGGAAGAGACAAGCAAAGAUGCAAAAGGAAUUGGAAGAUGCAGCACGAGAUACGCGACCUGUUAGUCCGGAUCGUUUAAGCUUAAAAGAAGUUGCUGGUCUUCCGACAGCAGUGCCAACGAAAGUAUCCGUAACGUUUAGUGCUCAUGAAGGGGAAGUAUUUGCUGUUAAAUGGUCGCCUACUGAUAGAAUAUUGGCUACUGGAGGUACUGACAGGAAGGUGAAGCUUUGGAACAUUAAUAAAGAUACAUCGGAAAACAAGGGCAUCCUCGUUGGCAGUAACGCCGGUGUGAUGUCGGUGGACUUCGAUUCAACAGGCACUCUUAUUCUUGGAGCAUCCAACGAUUAUGCGAGCCGCGUCUGGACCGUCAGUGAUCUCCGCCUAAAGCAUACACUCACGGGCCACUGCGCAAAGGUGAUGGCAGCAAAGUUUCUUGGCGAACCGUCGAAAGUAGUUACAGGAAGUUAUGAUCGGACUUUAAAAAUCUGGGAUCUGCGCAGCAAAGCGUGUAUAGAAACGAAAUUUGCCGGUUCGAGUUGCAAUGAUCUCGUAACUUCCGACGGAGCUGGUUCUACGAUAAUCAGUGGUCAUUUUGAUCAAAGAAUCAGAUUUUGGGAUACUAGAGCCGAAUCCAGCUCAAAUGACAUUCUAUUGGAAGGAAAAGUUACAUCUUUAGAUUUAUCCCGCGACGCAAAUUACCUUUUGAGCUGCGUGAGGGAUGACACGGUGAAACUGAUUGAUUUACGAAUGAAGAAGAUUGUCGGAUCGUUCAGCGCUGACGGUUUUAAAGUGGGAUUCGAUUGGACAAGAGCUGUUUUCAGUCCUGAUGGACAGUACAUAGCGGUUGGUUCCGCCGACGGUUCCGUUUUUAUCUGGUCUAUAGUCACGAAUGCGAUCGAAACAAUACUGAAAGAGCAUACGACAGGGGUAACGGCCGUGUCUUGGCAUCCACACGGCACGUACUUGGCAUCUGUCGAUCGUGCCAAGACGGUGACUGUUUGGGGCGACCACGUUUGACAGGAGGAGUGAUCCCGGGAUAGACGAUUAUUGUUUCACGCAUGAAGACUCUUAACCGUGAAAAUGAAACAAAUAUGCGCUCGCGAUGUCCGUCAGCAAUCCCGCGAGAAAUCACAUUGGGCCGUUGGGCUAUCCAACGGGAUAAUAAUCAAAAUCAUCGGUCGGUUUGGCCACGCAGAUUGUAAGUAAAGCCUUGUAAGGACGCCAUUUCGAAGUUGUAAAGCGCAGACGCCGCGCUGAACAAAUCCACAGCAGUGAUAGAGACUAUUGUACAUAAAAUUGCACUUAUUGUUACUCCCAGGUUGUAAAGAUCCCGUAUUUAGAAUAGUAAUCUGCUCGCCACGGACGGCCGUGCCGUGCCGUAUAUCCCCAAGAAAUUUAAAAAAUUAUUAUAGUAACUGGUGUUUUUCCGCGACUCAAUAGGUAUAAGUUUUGUUUUGCUAAUUAUAAAAGGCACCAUCGCGUGUCAAUUAUCUGUACGAGAAGAUUUGGUUACUCUCAAAAUCGGAGAUUUAUAUGACAAAAUCCAUGGUGCUAUGGCAAAAUGUUUGCACGGGUUGAAAGUCAG
This is a messenger RNA of Trachymyrmex septentrionalis, 2592 nucleotides long. RefSeq names its product autophagy-related protein 16-1 (gene Atg16). Lineage: Eukaryota; Metazoa; Arthropoda; Insecta; Hymenoptera; Formicidae. Gene Ontology annotation, molecular function: protein binding. The record is from RefSeq and is a predicted model, not a curated record. The transcript has 13 exons. Gene Ontology annotation, biological process: autophagosome assembly. Gene Ontology annotation, cellular component: autophagosome membrane. The coding region runs from base 318 to 2024 and encodes 568 amino acids.